GUCAUUUAAAAUGUCAAUAACUCUCGACUCAUUAAAUUAUUUUCCGUUCCGUAUUUUUGUGGUUGUGCAGUAAAAUAUCUCAUAAUGAGCGAUGAAGAAUCUAAAACUGAGGAGAAGAAACCAAUUAUCAUUAAAAACGCGACAGAUUUACAACGUUUAAAGUUGAAUAAACUAAUGAAAAAUCCCGAGAAGCCAGUGGUUAUUCCGGAGCCGCCUCGUGACAAAUCAUUACCGGCCCCUCCAGACUUUGUGCGCAAUGUGAUGGGAUCCAGUGCUGGUGCUGGGUCGGGCGAGUUUCAUGUCUACAGACAUCUCCGGAGGAAAGAGUAUGCUAGGCAGAAGUUUAUUCAAGAAAAAAGUGAAAAGGAGAAACUUGACGAAGAGUAUCAUAGGAAAAUAGAAGAAAAUCGACUUGCAGCAGAAGCAAAGACAGCAAAGAAAAGGGCAAAAAGAUUAAAGAAAAAGAAGUUAAAAAAAAUAAAAAACAAACGGCCAUGUAUUCCUAAUGCUCAGAAUGAAGAGAGUCAAUCAGACAGUUCUGAGGAGGAAGAAGAUGCUACUGCUGAUAGAUCAGAAGAGAGUUGUGAUUCUCAAGACAAAAAUAAUGACAGAGGAGUAAAUAAUAAGGAAGCUGAAGAGAAAAAAACAGAAGAGAAUGUGCAUCAUCAAAGAGAAGAUACAUAGUUUUUCAUUGUAAAAUAUCUAAAAUAUAGAUAUCAUUUUUAAAAAUAAGUUUAUAGGAAAAUAAAUUACAAACAUAAA
This is a messenger RNA of Pectinophora gossypiella (pink bollworm), 762 nucleotides long. Its product is annotated as PRKR-interacting protein 1 homolog. Bases 85 to 684 code for a protein of 199 amino acids. The record is from RefSeq and is a predicted model, not a curated record. Gene Ontology annotation, biological process: negative regulation of protein kinase activity. Gene Ontology annotation, cellular component: nucleolus. Lineage: Eukaryota; Metazoa; Arthropoda; Insecta; Lepidoptera; Gelechiidae. Gene Ontology annotation, molecular function: protein kinase inhibitor activity; double-stranded RNA binding; protein kinase binding. The transcript is spliced from 3 exons.